Messenger RNA from Haplochromis burtoni (Burton's mouthbrooder), 2707 nucleotides. It is a transcript of the gene gramd2aa, whose product is annotated as GRAM domain containing 2Aa. Gene Ontology annotation, molecular function: phosphatidylinositol-4,5-bisphosphate binding. Gene Ontology annotation, biological process: regulation of store-operated calcium entry. The transcript has 12 exons. The coding region runs from base 319 to 1635 and encodes 438 amino acids. The record is from RefSeq and is a predicted model, not a curated record. NCBI's taxonomy places the organism in Eukaryota, Metazoa, Chordata, Actinopteri, Cichliformes, Cichlidae. Gene Ontology annotation, cellular component: endoplasmic reticulum membrane; organelle membrane contact site; extrinsic component of cytoplasmic side of plasma membrane.
UGCAAUAGCAUAAUGCAACAUCAGUGACAGAGAGUGAUUAGGCCGGGGAUGAUUUUGGUGAGUGUAAAUGUGAAAUCUGAUUAUCCUCCAUGCUCUCAGCUCUGCAGAGGGAGGAGGGCUGGAACUAGAGAGAGUGAGGCUGGAGGAGAGAUUCAGAGGGAAGGAGGGGUUAAGUUACCAAUGUGCUGAGCCAAUGGCUUUUCCACAGAGCAGCUGGCUGGCAUCAGGGCAGGACAGGCCGCUCAGAGGAAGGAUACCUUGAGGACGACUCACACCCGCUAACUGUAGGACAUUAAAGGUGACUUCUAGGAGGUGUUCAUGGGAUGCACUAUCUACGCAGCCAGCCCUAAGGCCCUGCCAGCCGACGAGGCCCCAGGCCAGGACAGAUACUAUCCGGUCCCCCACUACCGCCACCCUCAUGGUAACUGCAGUCAGAGGAUAGCAGCCAGCAGAGCCAGGGCCAGGAGCAUGACUGAGCAGCAGGAGCAGAGUGAAGAAAUAGGCCUGCUUUCAACGCAGGACCUGGACCCCUCCAAGGACGACGACACACACGGCCACUUCAGGUUUCAGCUGAUUGAAGACCUGUCCUAUGAAGAUUUGAAGAAGUGUUACAGGGGCUCGUGUGUGUCUUGCAGCAGCUUGCUCCAGGCCUUGGAUGUUCGCGAGUGUGUGUGUGAGUAUGGUGCCAACGUGCUGAGCCUGGUGCAGAACUCGCGUCCUUUGAGGGAGAGGGUGGCGUCUGCGCCGAGCGGAGCCGGAGUGGCCGGUGGCGGCGGUGGUUCCGGUGCUGUGCAGGCAGGCCGGUCCGCCAAGGAGCUGCUCAUGACUCUGCCCUGUCCCUCUGCACAGACUGUCAGCAAGUACAACUCGCAGUACCACAAACUGUUCCAGUGCGUGCCCAAGGAUGAGAUCCUCAUGAAAGUGUACUCCUGCGCUCUUCUUAGAGAUAUCCUCCUACAAGGCCGGCUAUACAUUUCCAGAAACUGGCUGUGUUUCUAUGCCAACCUCUUCGGCAAGGACAUCAAGGUGGCCAUCCCUGUCGUUUCUGUGAGGCUGGUGAAGAAGCACAAAACAGCAGGCCUCGUACCCAAUGGCUUGGCUAUCACCACAGACACCGGCCAGAAGUAUGUAUUUGUGUCUCUGCUAUCAAGAGACAGUGUAUAUGACGUCCUCCGCAGGAUCUGCACACACCUGCAGGUCAAUGGGAAGAGUCUGAGCUUGAAGCAGUUCAUGGAGGAGCCAACCUUAUCCCUGGAUGACUUCCCAGCACCAGACGUGUUCCCAGUGGUUGAUGAAUUCCCAUCAGUGUUAAAGUGGAGAAGGAAACCCUCGGUCGUGUCUGUGUCCUCCUCCCUCCCCGACCUCCUGGGGAACUCAACCAGCAGCCUGAGUGCCACGGACACACCCUUCAAAUCAGAGCAGCAACUCGAAGAGCGAGCUCUGCAGACAGACAGAGGUCUUUUAUCUGAGCCAGUGGCAGAGUUGGGCCAGAUGGAGUACCAGCUGCUCAAGUUCUUCACCCUGCUUAUUAUUCUCCUCAUCUUGUCAUCGUGCUACUUGGCCUUCCGUGUGUGCAGUCUGGAGCAGCAGCUGUCUUUCCUUGGUAACCCAAAUCUACCCCUGAGAGAAAGAUAACCAACCGCUGUCUGCUGUGAGCCUCCAGACUGGCUGCUGUUUGCUCUCCUCCCGCCUCAGAGUCGACGAUGCCCUUCUGCACAGAUCCAGGACCUGCUUAGAGCCCAGAACAGACCAACCUCCGCACCAGCUGCACCGUGCAAAGGUGCAACAACAACCCAACUCCGGGCUCCUUAUGGACUUUCCCACCGGGGAACGAGUUCCCAAUCAGUGAUCACUUCCAGACUAUGCAAACAGACUGUCUAUUUUUUUCUAAAUAUAAAGUAGCUUUUUACUUUAGAUUAUGAUUGUCUCCCAGGAUCUGUCCCUCUCUCCGACAUUUCAUCUUUAACCUGGUGAUGCCUCAGUUUAAGGCGAUCCUGAAAUAGUGAGUAGAUUACUGUUGAAUCUGCUGUUUGUGGCACUCAUCUUUUUUUUUUAGUAGCUGAGCGAUAAUUCAACACAUUAAUUACUUGAAAAAAGACUGAGAAUGAAGACGUCAGGCACGUUAUGGGUGUAGCUUGCACAUCUCACCAUACUGUGACUGACAAAAACUGGACUGAACCAGAUGUAUUCUUCUUAUUUAACCUCAUUUUAAAGGAUAAAACUAGUUACCACUAUGCACUUUCUCUUAGUACAGGUCCACAUGAUUUCAGACGUAUGUGACUAUUUGAAUCAUUUUUCAUGAUAUUUAUGAAAAAAGGUAAUGUUGCAAGCACAGACUGUUGACUGAAUGAAGUUAUACGUCAUAUAAUUUGAUAAAGUGGACACAUCCCUUGUGGGUGUUAACUGUAAUGUGAAUGGGACGAUUAGAUGACAUGCAUCUCCUUUGUUUUUCAUUGUAUCACUAGUCAGCUGUGUGGCAGGUGUUCCCCAGGUUCUUUUAUACGUUUCAAAUGAAGAGUUAAGACUUAAAAUAACACUGAUGUGUCAUAUUGUUGGCUGAUGAUGAGUUUUCAGACAUGUGACAUGUAGCCCUCAAGUCCUAUUUUGUGAAAUCCCUGUGAAUUAAAUUGGAAAACAGUGUAAAUAAGCAAAAGAGAGAGAAAAAGUCUGUGGCUUUUACUUGUUUUCCCGUCAAUUUGGGUGCCAA